UUUCUGACUCUAUAGACAGAACUAUAUGAGAGCUGGAGAAACCAGUUCUAUGUUGGACAGACACAGCCAAUGGCAGAGAAUCAUCAAGAAAACUUAAUUGCUGGCCUAAUGUUUGUGCAAUAUGUGAAAGACAAAAUGCAAGAGGAGGGUCUAACUAUACCGCAUUCUCAAUGUUUGAAUGUGGAUUUACCACUAGGCAUCCAGGAGACUUACAAAAAUCUCAAGCAAUUUUUAGAUUCAUCAACAUCUACAGCGUAUGAUAUAAUGACAGUAGCCAUGGAGGAUGACCCAAUGGAUCAAAAACUAAUCAUGCAGCAAACGAUUCAAACAUUAUUGAACACGUCCGAUAAAACUCUACUCAUCGCACGUAUUUGUGUGGUAUUUCACUACUACUACUGUAAUGUAAUGAGGAUAAUGAACAUAGGUACUGGGGAGCUCGAUAACUUUUUAUGCCUGUGCUCAGAGGUUUUCUCUGUGGAAGUUGAUAAGAAAGUUUCAAGUAUUGGGGGAUGGGAGACUUUUCGACCUUACCAAUCGACUACAACACGAAUGCAAGAUGCCUAUAGACGAUGUUGCACAUGGACCAAAAAUAAGCUACAUUUAAACAAGGAUGUUUAAUUUGAUAGUCUACUUUACACUUCAUCAUGUAUAUGUAUAUGUUUAUACCACCGUCCCUAAAUGCGACAUGGCGAAACAUCGGAUGAAGUCUACUACAUCUUGCUUAUACGCCGUCGGCUCGUAUACUGAACACAGAAGUUUAUACAAGUAGAAUGUUGCAUGGUCAUCUUCCUCUUUAAUCUACAAUUUGAAAUAAAGUCAUUGGUGGUUUUGGUCAGUAACAUCAGAAAUAUAAUGUUUGAUUAAAUAAUUAAUUUUAAACACUAGCAUAUUCAUGACGUAGGCCUAAUUGUAAUUUUGUUUUAAUAAAACAC
Molecule: messenger RNA, 932 nt
Organism: Physella acuta
Lineage: Eukaryota; Metazoa; Mollusca; Gastropoda; Physidae
Source: RefSeq, a predicted model, not a curated record